GAGCACAAUCACUGGGGAGCAGGACCAUCCCUGAAAGGCAUCCCAAAGGCAGGGUGGGAGCCAGCAGGGCAGGAGCCAGCAGGGCUUAGGGCUUGCCCAGCACUUGCCCACAUGGCCCAGAGUGUGGUUUAUGCUGACCUGAGGUUUGCCAAGGUGAUGGGGGGACGGAGCAUGGCCAACCAGGUGCUGGAGGCAGCCCUCGGCAUGGACGAAGCAGAGAGCCCCUACGAGAAUGUGCAGCUGGUGCCAGUGGGGCAGGAUGGGGACGGGGCCCAGCCCAGCCCAGGGCACUGGUCCCGGCGUUGGUGCAUCCCUGUGGGGCUGCUGGCAACCUGCUUGCUGCUGCUGGUGGCCACUGUGGCCCUGGGGGCUUGCUACUAUCAGGUCACCCGCAGCCUGCGGGAUGCCUCCCGUGAGCAUGCGGCCGAGUGGGGCCGCCUCUCGCAGGAGGUGAGUGCACGGGAGCAGAGCCUGGAGCAGACACGGCUGGAGCUGGCGUGGGCCAGAGCGGAGCUACAGCGAGCAUGGCGGGAGAGCAACAGCAGCCAGCUGGAGCUGGGGAGCCUGAACGCCGAGCUGGCGCGUGUCAUGGGUGUCCUGGGGAAGACGGAGAAGGAGAUGCAGGAGGUGCAGGGGAAGCUCAACAACAGUGAGAGCACUGUGGCCAUCCUGCGCUCCUGCAUGGCUAUAGACUGCUGCCCCUCAGGCUGGCUGCUGUACAGGGGCAAGUGCCUCUUCAUUUCAUCGGAGAAGAAGACAUGGGAGGACAGCAGAGAUGAGUGUGAGAAGAAAUAUUCCCAGCUCCUGGUCACCAAAUCCUGGAGUCGCUGGACCAUGCCGACCUUCCCGAAGAAUGCAGACAUCCCAUACUGGAUUGGGCUGCAGAAGAGCAGCUUCCCCUGGUACGACUACGGCUGGCUGGAAGAAGGGGACCCGGACAGCGAGGGGGUCUCGGACGCCUGGUUCUGGGUGGAUGGUUCCCUUUACGAAAGGCCAUGGCAGUCAAAGUUGAAUGGGUCCUGUGCCAUAAUAAGCCACGGGAACAUCAAACCCACCCAGUGCGCCAGUCCUGAUGACCUGCACCUCUGGAUCUGCGAGAAGGCAGUGGGGCCAAGCUCCCCUUUCAUAUGAUGAUGGCCACUGGCCCUGGCACCACUGCGGUGAGUGUGCCCACGCCAGGCUCUGCCGUGCCCUGGGGUACAUGGAGCCCAUGGGGUGUGUGUGGAGGAAAGUGGGGAGCCUGAGCCUCUGCGUGGGGCAUGUUGACUCCUGGCUUGGCAGGAAAGGGAGAGGGAUGCAGGCACAUCCCCAUGCAGCCCCUGGUCUGCGGUAGCUCAAGAGACCCUCUCUCAAGCUGUGGGGCAGCAAAAGGGCAAGAUGGGGGAAACCCCUUUGCAAACUGCCUUCCCAGUCUCACUGCAUGUGGGGGAGGCUGGACGGCACCUCACCCUCACCCUCUGCCUUCCCUUGCAGCGCCUGUGCCCCAUGCUGCCUCUGCUUCAGCCUUGCUGCACCCUUGCCUGGGAUGUCCCAUCCAUGCAAGCAACCCCCUUCCCUCUUGAAGAUCCCUGUCCAGGGGCCACCUGGGUCCUUCCCGCCUGCUCCCCUGGCCACAGUGAUGCUCGGGCAUCACGCAGGCUGGGGGAGGUGGUGGCAGUGACUGUUCCCCCCCCAGCCGACAUGCUUUAGCAGAGUGGUACAGGC
Messenger RNA from Aquila chrysaetos chrysaetos, 1704 nucleotides. Its product is annotated as B-cell differentiation antigen CD72-like. Lineage: Eukaryota; Metazoa; Chordata; Aves; Accipitriformes; Accipitridae. The record is from RefSeq and is a predicted model, not a curated record. Gene Ontology annotation, cellular component: plasma membrane. The transcript is spliced from 7 exons. Gene Ontology annotation, molecular function: transmembrane signaling receptor activity. The coding region runs from base 112 to 1131 and encodes 339 amino acids.